Molecule: messenger RNA, 474 nt
Organism: Paramecium octaurelia
Lineage: Eukaryota; Ciliophora; Oligohymenophorea; Peniculida; Parameciidae
Source: the annotation of a GenBank genome assembly
AUGAAUUUAGAAUAAAUAUAAAAGGAACUUGAUACUAUAGAUAGACAAACAAGCAUUAUCAAUUUAUAAUGUAAAUUAUAUUGUGCCUAUCAAUCCUUUAUGUUUAGAUUCUUGAACAAGGAUGAGUAAGAAUUUAAUAUCAAAUUUAGCUUCAAAGUUUACACAUUUAGAAACCAUUAUGGGUCCUAUAUGGCGUUUGGAAUGGCAAUCCAUAAUACUUAUCAUCUAAGAUAAUCCAUUUUAAAGUAAUGCAUUCAUCUAACAAAAUCCAAAAAUCCCACAAUCAUUAAAUUGGCAGCAAUCCCCAUAACCACAGUUUAUUUUGGAGUCUUAUUUGGAUUGUGGCAUAUUCCCUCAUUUACUGGAGAGUUAGCUCUUAGAUUAUACUUUGGAACGCAAUCUGCAGUCUUUGACUUUUUAAUGGAUAAGGAUGAAUUAUUCUAAGAUAUCCCUUUGCGAUCAAUAAUAAAAUGA